Molecule: messenger RNA, 2937 nt
Organism: Cyphellophora europaea CBS 101466
Lineage: Eukaryota; Fungi; Ascomycota; Eurotiomycetes; Chaetothyriales; Cyphellophoraceae
Exons: 2
Coding region: 1-2937 (978 amino acids)
Biological process (GO): phosphatidylinositol metabolic process
Molecular function (GO): phosphatidylinositol kinase activity
Source: RefSeq, a predicted model, not a curated record
AUGCCCCCGGUGGCCGCCGACACCCUGCGCCCGGCUCUGUCCAACAGCACAAACUCCUCUUUUGAUGGGCUGCCGCGGAAGUCGUAUGAUAAGACAAUCACCGCCAGCGGCGUCUUCACCUACACCAAUGGUACUGAUGUCGACACCGGCCUACCCGACCAUCGCCUCGACCACAUCAAAUCACUACGAAACCCGAGUCAUACCUCCUUGACAAAUGGCGUGCCAAGUACAUCGCUCAAGUCCCACGAACAAUUCGGCUCGAAGACUGGCAGCACCCACUCGAUAUCAAGAGAAGAUCGUCUGUCGGGGCCUCCGGAGGGUUUGACAAAGCUAUCCAACGUCGAGAAUGUGUCUGAAUCUCAAUCGAAUUAUACAGGAAGAGACCGCGCUCAGAGCCAGCCGACGGAUCUGAAAGUAAACAUCCCAACAGUCAGAACUGAACAACACCAGGAUUCACAUAUGAACACCGCGGCCACCCAACCCGACCAAGCCUGGGCCUCUAACUCGGACUCACUGUCCCCAACAAACACACGCCAUCUGCAGCCGCAACGAAUAUCUGCUCCUCCAGGCUUAUCUCCUGUCCCUACCAGGCAGAGCCAUUCUACAGAACAGCCGCAGCUGACUCAUCGGCACACUGCAUUGGGCGUCCCAAAAGCUGGCACUGGUCGAGCGUCCCGCGAUUUCUCAUUCACAGGCGGCCCUUCCGAAGAGGCUGUGUACGCUAGCGGUCGCUUCUCUCCCACUCGCGAUUCCCACGAACCUCGUCAUCGCCGCGCCUCCCUCAAUCUGAUCAGACGUACCACGCGCUCCCAUUCCGACGCGCACCUCGAUGAAGUCCCUCCAGAUGAAGAUGCUGCAAGAUGGACAGAAAUCGUAAAGCAGAAGCGGGCCUCGAGGCGAGCCAGGCGGCGAGAAGAAGAGGAUGAUGACCGAGUCGUUGUGGGUAAGAAGGUCGAGGAGGGCCAUGUCAACUGGGUUACCGCUUAUAACAUGCUCACCGGUAUCCGUUUCACCGUCUCUCGAAUCAAUGCGAAGAUGGAUCGCGAGUUGACUGACGCCGACUUCGAUGCAAAGCACAAGUUCAGCUUCGAUGUCACUGGCAACGAGCUCACCCCCAGUGCAAAGUACGACUUCAAGUUCAAGGACUACGCGCCUUGGGUUUUCCGACAUCUUCGAGCCAUCUUCGGUCUCGAUCCCGCCGACUAUCUCAUGAGUCUAACCAGCAAGUACAUCCUGUCCGAGUUGGGAAGUCCAGGAAAGAGUGGCAGCUUCUUCUACUUCAGCCGCGACUACAAAUAUAUUAUCAAAACUAUUCACCAUGCCGAACAUAAGCUGCUGCGCAGAAUACUGAGGGACUACCACAACCACGUGCUGGAAAACCCGAACACUCUCAUCUCACAGAUCUACGGUCUCCAUCGAGUCAAGAUCCCCUACGGACGCAAAAUCCACUUUCUCGUCAUGAACAACCUCUUUCCACCUCAUCGAGAUAUUCACCAGACUUUCGAUUUGAAAGGCAGCACAGUUGGACGCGACUUUCGAGAAGAAGAGCUCGCGGAUAAUCCCCGCGCGACUCUGAAAGACCUUAACUGGCUCCGGCGUGACUACCAUCUGGAGUUUGAUCCACAGUUAAAACAGCUUUUCAUCGAGCAAUUGCAACGAGAUGUCGCGUUGCUGCAAAAGCUGCACAUUAUGGACUACUCGCUCCUUGUUGGAAUCCACGACUUGAACAAGGGCAAUGAAGAAGGCCUACGCGAAGCCAAUUUGCGCGUUUUCCAGCCCGGUGGUGGUACCGGCGAGGAGCCACACAGUAUGCUCAUGCGAACACCCUCACGGCUGGAAAACAUCAAGAAGGCUCGUGAGUUGCGCGGGAGACUGAAGAGAGAGCGUCCCGUGCCUAUUGGCCUUGUCAACACGCAGAUGCCAGACGAAAUGGAAGUAGGCGACAUCCGGAAAGAUCGCCUGUUCUACAAGAAUGAUGGCGGCAUUCGUGCGACGCACGAGGAUGGAGAUCUUGGCGAGUUGGUCUACUACCUCGGUGUGAUAGACUGCUUGACACAUUACGGCUUUGUGAAACGACUGGAGCACUUCUGGAAAGGUCUAAAAGACAACCGAAGUCAGAUCUCGCCCAUUCCUCCACAACAGUACGGAGACCGUUUCCUCAACUUUGUGACUGGCAUCACCAUGACCAAAGAAGAGGCCGAACGACGAAGACGCCAGACCGGCGAAAGCGCGUUGAGUGAGGUAGCACCGAUAGGAUUUGCGGCCAGCCAACGUACCAGUCUGGCUGCAGACCCCCACUCGAGCCUCGAUGUGGAUAGGACCAAUGAGAAGCUGGCCGCCAAAUCGCCUCCCGGAAGUCCUAUGGCGGUGGAGCACACGAUGGCAAAGGCACAGAAGCAGGUCGAUCGGGAGACCGGUGAGAAAGGCCGACGGCGCAGCGAGGAAGAAAAGCCCGUUAGGACACUCUUGACUACGGAAGAUGCAAAGAGUCACACGCUGCUUCCUGUUGUGAGCGAGGAGAAUAUGGAAGGCAGCCGGGUGGGGAGUGCCAGUGCAAGCAGAUCGCCUAGCCAGUCACAGAGUCAGAACUGGCCGUUGCCGAAGCAAGAGCAGCAAGGACAGGGAGGCGAUGUCGAGCGCGAGCUUCGGCGCAAAGGCAGUGAGGGUAUCAAGAUUGUUCAAGAGAACCCCGGCGAGACCGACUUUUGCGGCUAUGAAAAGGUGUCGGUGCAAAUGCCCGGACCUGGCCACGGUACUGACUCCGACCCGGGCUGGGAUCAUGUUGAUGGUGCUGCUGCAGAGAAGCAGGAUUCUCAACAACGAUCGAAAGCUCCUCGCAUCAAUUCCGACAUCAUCCCACCAUUUUCACCCUUUGACGCUCCAUCAGGUCUCGGUACCGGAGACCCAGAGAAGACGCAAAGGGACAGCUUGCGGUAG